This is a messenger RNA of Penicillium verrucosum, 333 nucleotides long. RefSeq lists its product as uncharacterized. The record is from RefSeq and is a predicted model, not a curated record. Lineage: Eukaryota; Fungi; Ascomycota; Eurotiomycetes; Eurotiales; Aspergillaceae. Bases 1 to 333 code for a protein of 110 amino acids. The transcript has a single exon.
AUGCCUCACGGCCUUUUGCAGGAGGAGGAGCCCCUCGUCAAGGGAAAUUUUACCGAAAAAGGCUUAGUCGACAAGCUCGUGCCGCUUGUAACCUUACCUUGGAAUCCCGUGACUCAUGCUGAAUCAUCCGAUCAUGGGGUCUCGUGCCCCCUCUUGGAGUCACCUGAUUGGUCCAACCGCCUCAUCUUAUCGACUGUCCCCGGCGUCAUCGGCCCUAGGGACCUGCUUCUCCUCAUCUCACAAGCCCAGGACAUCACCGUCUUGCUUCUUCGAACCCCUCAACUUUAUUUCCAAUUAUCAAGUAAAAUAUCUUGUGGUAUCUUCAAGUUGUAA